Procambarus clarkii (red swamp crayfish) is the source of this 1661-nucleotide messenger RNA. RefSeq lists its product as uncharacterized. NCBI's taxonomy places the organism in Eukaryota, Metazoa, Arthropoda, Malacostraca, Decapoda, Cambaridae. The record is from RefSeq and is a predicted model, not a curated record.
CUUGUGCUUAUCUGCUUAAUGUUAUCUAAACAGCUUCGGGAGCGAGACUAUGGUGGUAAUACUGAGUGUUGACACCAAGAUGGCCGCCAACACACCGUAACAUCUCGUCGGGGCAGCUCACACAACACAGUAGAGUUUUGUCAAAGAACUUCCUAAGAGAUGGUGGUGCGUGCGGGCGUGCUGCCGCCCGUGGUGGUGCUGGUGCUGUACGUGGUGGAGGUGGGGCUGGUGGUGGCGUGCGCCGCCCUCCACCUCCGGCGGGGCACGGACGCCUCCACCCUGUACGGCGGCCUUACUCUGGCCAUCUUCUGCCUCGCCGGCUGGGUCACCAACGGCUUCAACUUCUACCGACAUGAACGACGGAGAAUGUCUCAGAUCUCCAGACUCAAGUGGUCGUGGAAGGUGUUCGCUCUCGUCCUCCCCAGCCAAGCCCUCCUGGGAUGGAUAGUGAGGUGGAUCAGGACCCCCAGCAGCUACACCAAUGGUUACCGGGUGGUGACGCUAAGGCUCUUCUACUGCACAACCGGCUCUCUCGUCCAGGCCGUCUUCCAGGCCUACGUGAUCGUCGCCCUGUGGUGGGACGCAAGUGUUGAUCCAGCAGACUUUACAGUGAUGGUGACGGCGGCGGUGUUCCUGGCCUUGGCCGCCGUGCUAGGGGUCUGCUCCUUCAUCAGGACGCAAUACUUCGAGGAGGAACACGAGACGCCCCCCAUGAAACAUUUCCUCUUUGUCGUCAUAUCAGUCACUCUCAACAUGUGCGGACGGAUCGCGUCCAUGGCCAUGGUGGCCGCGGUCGUCAGCUGGACGUGGAUGGUGGCAGGCAUUGCCGCACCCAUCGUCUUCAAUUACGGCUUCUGUCUAUACAUCACGGACCCCCUCCAUGGCAAGAGUAAAGUCAGGCGGUUUGCUCGGUGUUUCAUGCCGCUGCCAAUCGCUAUGCUGUACUCGCUGAGCGUGUCGCCCAAGAAGAUCACCACGGUAGUGACCACCUGUCUCUGGCUGGGCAUGUCGCUGCCACAGGUGGUGGAACACCACGAUACUGUGGUGCAGGUAGCGGCCUGGGGAGUGCCCUUCCUGGCCCAGGUCUUGGCACUCAUCGUCAUGCUCUACAAAUGGAGUAUCUUAAAGAAAACAUUUACCAGGUUUGGACGACUACUUAGCGAGCAUAUUGAGAAGGAAAAAUCUAGACAAACAAAUGAAAAGAACUCAAAUAAAUUAGACGAUGAUCACCUAACUUAUUUGCCGAAAUAAAUAAAUUACUGUACUAAAUCUACGGAACUUGGAGAAGGAAAAAGUUCUUAUGAUAAUUAAAUAUAUAUAUGUUGUAAUAUGUUUUAAUUAAAUUGUCUAAGGCUUAACCCUUAGCCUGCGUCUCAUGUCAUGUAACAGAUCUUUACGGGAUCAAAUUGCACCACACGUCAUGUAAUGUUAAUUAAUAGGAAUUAUUAAGAAUUAGCUGCUACUUAUAAAUCCCUAUAAUUAUCACGAUAGCAUGUUAAUCUGGCUAUCACGUAUAACCAGGUGUAGCUAUCACGGGGGCCUGACAGCUGAGUGGACAGCACUUCGGAUUCGUAGUCCUGAGGUUCCGGGUUCGAUCCCCGGUGGAGGCGGAAACAAAUGGGCAGAGCUUCUUUCACCAUGAUGCCCCUAUUACCUAGCAG